AAACACCACUUAUUUUGCUGUGUAUGUGACCUGAAUAGUGAAUACUGAAGUUCCGUGGAGAGUUUCUUUGCUAUUCUUCAUUUCAACCCUGAGCUCUUUGCAGUUAGCGCCACUCUUGUAUUGUAUCUCUCUCUGUGGCCGCUGCAACCCUCAAACAGAAUGAAUCGCCGCGUGAAGCUUUCCCUCUUGAACGCGCUCUUAAGAAUCAGACACCCUUUUCGCCAAUCCCCAAUUACUCCCUUCAUUCCGCCGACCCACGUCGCGUCCACCUUAAAGUUUCACUCUUUUUCAAACAUCCCGAACACCCAUUUCGCGAUUCGGUGUAAUCGGAGGAGUUUGAGUGGUGGGUCUGGCGAGUUGGAUCACACGAAGGAGGUGGACAGCAUCAACCUCAAGUUCGCGGAAGCCAGGGAAGAGAUAGAGAUGGCGUUGGAGUCCAAAGACACUGUUUAUUUCGACGAAGAAGCUGAGUGUGCACGUGCCGCCGUCAACGAGGUUUUGAGCAUGUUUGAGGGGUUGUUGGCUAAGUUGCCAGAGGGGGAAAAAGGGGCUUUGCAGAGGUCUAUGGGUCUCAAAAUUGAACAAUUGAAGGCUGAAAUUCGACAAUUGGAUGAGUAAUUGGUCUUGAGUUUUAGGAUUGAAAUGAACCAGAAAAUUCUACAGGAAAAUGCUGACCUGAUUUGAGGAGGCUCAAAAUAUCAGGCAAAAACUCGAAUGUGGAGGUCUGCUACUCUGUUGAGCAUGAUGAAUGGAGGUCGUGACACCUAUCAAGACAUCAAUGCUCAAGUAGAAAUUUCAAUAGAGUAACAAGAUCUCAGGAUGAAGAAGAUUCUUAUCUGUGAAGGGUGUUCUAGUAUUUAUAAGUGUGGGAUAAUAAAGGUGGUUAUCAACUAGUAUGGAAGGUUAUCAUUUCAGCUUGAAAGUUUGUGAGCCCUUAGAUGUCUACAAGUUUGGCCUUGGAUCAACUGUCAAGGUUGACCCCAUUGUUUUCCCAAGAUGUCUGAUGAGACAAAGUACUGGCUGAUGUGGCAAGUGAUGUUCUUUGAUGCUUCUGAAGGUGUAUUACCUUUACCUCUUAAAUGCGUGAUUAAACCAACCACAUAAUGAGUGUUCACGUGGGAGAGAUUGUUAGGUGGAUCCAAGACCACCUGAAGCAACUUGGCUCCAAGCUGGGUUGUCUCAAAGGCUUUCAUUGAACUGACGCAUCUUGACCAUGGUAGAGAUACUUCCCUGAUCGUUAUUGUGACGUGCAGGUCAUCAGUAUGUAUCUACACGCUGUCAAUUGCUCACCAUAUGAGACAUAUGUACGUGGGAACAAUAAUUUGUAAUUCUUGGAGACACACAAGUUGGGCUUUUACUAUUCUACUAUGCCCUUUUUUUUACUGAGUAUCUUUUUUUAGAGGCAAUCUUGUUCUAGCCACUAACGAAAACUAUAUGUGGACACCUCUGUUAACAUAGAUUCAAAUAUUAGUUAGCGACACUGUAAGAGACUAGUUCCUUUUGCCAGACCCAACUCCGUCUGGUCUAUAUCUUUGUUAUAGGAACGAAGGUGUUGGGUCCUGCUUGAUAUAUUUUGAACAGAUAAAGCAAGAAUAUUUUUUCA
Messenger RNA from Cajanus cajan (pigeon pea), 1603 nucleotides. Its product is annotated as embryogenesis-like protein. Lineage: Eukaryota; Viridiplantae; Streptophyta; Magnoliopsida; Fabales; Fabaceae. The record is from RefSeq and is a predicted model, not a curated record.